Molecule: messenger RNA, 1416 nt
Organism: Diabrotica balteata
Lineage: Eukaryota; Metazoa; Arthropoda; Insecta; Coleoptera; Chrysomelidae
Source: the annotation of a GenBank genome assembly
AUGAGAACAGUGAAAUGCGCACUUCAGAUUCUCUCGAGUGAAGAAAAGGAUCACGGGAAGUAUGAAUGCGUCGCCGAAAAUUCGAUUGGAACGGAUUAUUCGAAACACUCACUGCUUUACGUUAAAGUUCGGCGAGUUCCACCUCAAUUUUCAAUACCUCCCCCAACAAUGAGCGAAGUCAAAUUGGGUGAUGACCUCAAUUUGACUUGUGUGGCUGUAGGUUCCCCGAUGCCAUUUGUAAAAUGGCGCAAAGGGCUAACACAAGAACUUACUCCUGAAGAUAAACUGCCCGUGGGGAAGAAUACUCUUGAACUCACUAAUAUUCAGGAGUCAGCCAACUAUACGUGCAUCGCAGCCAGUGCUUUGGGAGUCAUCGAAGCCUUGGCACAGGUUAAAGUACAAUCUUUACCUGGACCACCAACAAAUGUAAAAGUAUCUGAAAUCACAGCUACGUCUGUAAGACUCACUUGGUCUUAUAAUGGUCCAGAGGACUUGCAAUACUAUGUUAUCCAGUUUAAGCCCAAAUAUGCCAACCAGGCUUACAGUGAAAUCAGUGGUAUUAUCACCAUGUACUAUUCUGUUAGGAACCUGAGCCCCUACACAGAAUAUGAAAUGUUUGUGAUUGCUGUUAACAGCAUAGGUAGGGGACCUACUAGUGCACCUGCUGUUGUUACUACUGGGGAAACUGAAUUUAAAAUUAGAUAUGAAAGAUUAAAGAAAAAAGGUCCUAACACUCCAACUAAAAAUGUUCGGGAAAUGCUCAUUGGGCAGAAGGUUACUCCAGAAGUAAAACGGAAACUUGUAAUUGGAGAAGUGCUUCAGCAGCAGCUAAAGGGAAACUACAAGAGAACAUUUAAGGACAAGCAAAGAUUUGUUCAUUCUAUUUCUGGAGAUAUAGUCAAAAAAUAUAGGUGUGAAAAUUUGGUAAGAUCAGUUAGUUCAAGAAGAAUCGUAAAAAAUAAAAAUUCUGGGCAAGUAUUGAAAAGAAGAAGGUUAAUGUUUUUAAGAUUAAAGGAAGUUAUCUCAAGCUUUUUUGAAAAAGAUGAAGCAAAGCAUCCUGAAGUUAAAGUGAGCUAUUCUAGAGUUUAACCUGGAACCGCCCCUAGAAAUGUACAAGUACGACCUCUGAGUUCAAGUACUAUGGUUAUACAGUGGGAUGAGCCUGAGACGCCUAAUGGGCAAGUUACGGGCUACAAAGUAUAUUACACAACAAAUGCUCAGCAACCCAUGGCUCAGUGGGAGUCCCAAGUAGUGGACAAUAACCAGUUGACUACUAUCAGUGAGUUAACUCCUCAUACUAUCUAUACAAUACGUGUCCAGGCCUAUACCUCGGUUGGUCCCGGACCUUUGAGCGCACCAGUUCACGUCAAGACUCAGCAAGGUUUGUACGAAACAAUAAAUUUAGUUUAUAAGUAA